This is a messenger RNA of Juglans regia (Persian walnut), 3858 nucleotides long. Its product is annotated as glutamate receptor 2.8-like. The record is from RefSeq and is a predicted model, not a curated record. Gene Ontology annotation, molecular function: ligand-gated monoatomic ion channel activity; signaling receptor activity. NCBI's taxonomy places the organism in Eukaryota, Viridiplantae, Streptophyta, Magnoliopsida, Fagales, Juglandaceae. Bases 71 to 2899 code for a protein of 942 amino acids. The transcript is spliced from 5 exons. Gene Ontology annotation, cellular component: plasma membrane.
GUCCAUAACUACGGCGCGCAUCAAACCAUUUAUUUAUGCAAUCAGUAGAAAGCCUUUAGCUCGGUCGACAAUGGCGUACCAGAAACUCCCCCUCUCUUUCGUCGCCUUUCUCUUGCUCGUUAACCUCCAUGGCGAGCACUCGAUGGCAAAGGAGGUCGUACCAGUGGGCGUGGUUCUUGAUUUGAACUCCCCGGUGGGAGGAGUUGCAGAGCGUUGCAUGUCCAUGGCACUCUCCGAUUUUUACGCUGUCAAUGAUGAUUAUAACACCAGGCUCGCUCUUUUGACUCUGGAUUCUGGGAAUGAUGUCAUUGCCGCAGCAUCUGCAGCACUGGAUUUAAUGAAGAAUGAAGAAGUGCACGCCAUCAUAGGACCUCAAACGUCAGCACAAGCUAAGUUCGUUAUUGAACUUGGACGAAAAGCUCAGGUUCCCAUCAUUUCCUUCUCAGUCACAAGCCCCUCUCUUUCCCCUGCUCAAAACCCCUUUUUCAUACGCACGGCGCUAGAUGAUUUCGCUGAGGUGAAAGCCAUAGCAGCCAUUGUUAAGGCCUACGGUUGGAGGGAAAUUGUCCUUAUUUGUGAAGACACAGAUUAUGGAAAUGGUUUAAUUCCAUACUUGAUGGAUGCUUUUGAAGAGUUUGGAACUCGAGUGCCUAACAAAAGUGUAAUCCCUCCAUCUUCCAGUAAUGAUGAAAUCGCUAAGGAGAUUAAAAAGUUGAAUGAAACUAAUGCUAGGAUAUUCCUUGUGCACACGACUGCUUCACUUGGCUCGAAGCUCUUUGUACUUGCAAAUAAUGCAGGAAUGAUGAGGGAAGGGUAUGCAUGGAUUAUCACAGCUGGCCUAUCAGCUUUGGUUGAUCCUUUGGGCCCAAAGGUGAAGGAGUCGAUGCAAGGUGUGCUGGGAUUGCGACCAUACAUACCCAGAUCAAAACAGUUGGAAGACUUCAGAAGAAGAUGGAAAAGAAAUUCAACCUCAAGCAAACCAAACGUUAAGAUUACUGGAUUAAACCUCUUUGGAUUAUGGGCAUAUGACACAGCUUGGGCUUUGGCUAUGGCAGUAGAGAAGGCUGGCAUAAUGCAUUCUGGAUUCUUAAAGAAAAAUGCUAGCAAAAGUAACGUGGAUCUUGCAGCUCUAGGCAUUUCUGAAACGGGUCAAACACUACUUCAUACGCUUCUAACUACUGAGUUUCAAGGCCUGAGCGGGAAAUUUCAAUUGAUUAAAGGACAGUUGCAACAUUCAGCCUUUGAAAUACUCAAUGUGAUUGGAAAAACAGAGAGAAUUAUUGGAUACUGGACAGAACAGACAGGACUUUCACAAGAAUUGAAUGGCAUUGGUGAAGUAGAAUACUCAAUUUCAAAGGUCGGACUCAAGCAACCAAUCUGGCCAGGAGACACAACAAACGAGCCUGCAAAGUUGAGGAUUGGGGUUCCAGUGAGAACAGGUUUUGAAGAAUUUCUGAAAGUGGAAUGGGAUCCUCGUACUGAUAAGCCUAUCAUAUCAGGGUUCUCCCAUGAUGUGUUUAUUGCUGUACUCAAGGCAUUACCAUUCCCCCUUCCUUAUGCGUUUAUUCCCUUCAUGAAUAAAGAUAGGCAGAGUGCUGGAACAUACGAUGACCUUAUUUACCAAAUCAAACUUCAGAAGUAUGAUGCUGUGGUGGGAGAUACAACAAUUGUUGCUGAUCGCUCCUUAUAUGUUGAUUUCACUUUGCCUUACUCAGAAUCGGGCGUGUCAAUGGUGGUUCUGGUGAAAGAUGAAGAAAAGAACAACUUUUGGAUUUUCUUAAAGCCACUAAGCUUGGAUCUGUGGUUAGCAACAGGUGCAGCAUUUGUCUUUACAGGUUUGGUGAUUUGGGUUCUUGAACACCGAAUAAACAGUGAGUUCAGGGGCCCGCCAGAUCAACAAAUUGGCAUGAUUUUCUGGUUCUCCUUCUCAACACUGGUCUUUGCUCACAGGGAGAGAAUGGUAAGCAAUUGGUCAAGACUCGUGAUGAUCAUUUGGUUUUUCGUGGUGCUCAUCCUCACACAAAGUUAUACUGCAAGUUUGGCCUCGAUGUUGACAGUACAGAGAUUGCAGCCUACGUUUGUUGAUAUAAAAGAGAUAAAAAGGAACGAUUAUUUUGUUGGAUAUCAAAAUAAUUCCUUUGUGAAAGGACUUCUAAUAAAACAAUUGAAUUUCAGUGAGUCCCAGUUGAAGCCUUACAGCACCCCUGAGGAGUAUCACGAAGCACUGUUUAAAGGAAUCAACAAUGGUGGGGUUGCAGCUAUUUUUGAUGAAAUUCCCUACAUCAAGCUCUUCCUUGCAAAGUACUGCUCCAAGUACACUAUGGUUGGACCGACCUACAAAACUGAUGGAUUUGGUUUUGCCUUCCCACAAGGAUCUUCUUUAGUCCCACACAUUUCGAGGGCAAUCCUUAAUGUGACUCAAGACAGAGACAAAUUCGGAGCACUUGAGCAGAAGUACAUUUCAAGUAGUGGAAGUACUAGUUCUUGUGAAGAUUCAAGUGCCUCAAUCUCUUCAAAUAGCCCUAGUCUCGGUCUGUACAGCUUUGGAGGCCUCUUCAUCAUCACUGGAGUUGUAUCCUUGUUCUCACUAUCGGUUUAUGUGUUGAAGUUCCUUCGCACACAUUGGCCUGCUUUGAGUACCACACAUCCUGAAAGCUCCUUUUCGUCCAAGUUGAUUGAAAUGGCCAAGUAUUUUGACCAGAAAGAAGAUCCCUCUUCACAUCCCAAUAUUGAGAGACAUACAUCUAGGGUACAUGCUGUAUCAAGUCCUGACGUAACAGAAUUGAACCACUCCAGGAAUUUCGACGUUGUAAGCUACAUGGAUGAGAGUCCUCCUUCUACGAGUUUUCCAUCUCGGCAUAGUGAUAUUACAUGUUUGGAUGAGGGCGUACCGAAUUAAAAAUCCAGUUCUUCUAUGUACAGAUAAUUUCGUGAACUCCUUUGCGCACGCCUGCUGGCAUGGAUUUUUAUAUUAUUAUUAAAAAAAAAAAAAAAAGGAGGAAGAGCCAUUUCUUUCACCAUUUUGCGUGAAUAAAGCCUUGACCAUCGUCUCCCCCCCCCCCAAGCACGUCGUCUCCAUUCCCAUUCCCAGAUUUGGGUCUCCAGCUUGAACGUCGUCUCUGCCAUUUUAGCACCUCAUUUCACAGGCCAUUGCUCCUCUGCGACCGACGUCUCUCUCUCAACCAUUUUUCCUCGGCUGCGCUGCACUCCUCCGCCCUGUGUUACAUCCGGUUGUGUUCCACCCAAUCGUCAGCGUCCUCUGUGAUAAGUGGUUACAUUUCCUCCAUUUUCAUGAAAGCCCAUGUGUUAGAAGAAACAUUCACUUCAAAUUUUUAGAUUACAAAAUUUACCCCUUUCAUCUAUAUUUUUUCACGACUGAAGCUUGAGCUUCACAGCCCUUCCAUCUGCCCCCAAAAGACCAAGGUGGUAGUGAGUUCAAAACUGCAUAUAGUUCCACACUGGCUAUUAUUUUACAAUUCCUUAUUGUUAUGUUUUGAUCAUUUUUUCUGUGUUUGACUCAGUCUCCAGAAUGAUAGUUGCCGACAAAUAGUGAUUCCAAGCAUUUAUGUUGUAAAAUUGAUAAGAUUGUGAAAUUGUGAAAAUAGAUACGCCAUCAGUCAUAGGGAAAGUGUAAUCAGUUCCAAAAACUACAUAUUCGUACAACAAUUCUUUAGAUUUUUUUCCCUUCCAGACUCUUGUGGACUUGCUUUCUAAAAUUAUUUUGGAUCUAUAGAUUUUUGUGACUUGUUAGAACCCAAGUAUUAGUUGAUUUGCUUGUCCUUAGGAAGACACUCAAAACAUAUACUCAUUACCUAUUACAGUUCCGGAAAGCAAGGCAAUGAUGAUGAAAUCCCUUUA